Ilex paraguariensis (yerba mate) is the source of this 738-nucleotide messenger RNA. The record is from the annotation of a GenBank genome assembly. NCBI's taxonomy places the organism in Eukaryota, Viridiplantae, Streptophyta, Magnoliopsida, Aquifoliales, Aquifoliaceae.
CCCACAUCAAGGCUAUGUAUCUAAUUGCUGUAUCGAUGGCGACGGUUUUCGACUGCUAAAAGUUUCUCAGUCCUUUAACGGUUUCUCCAUGCUUAUUUUGUGACCUUCCCACGAGAUUAUAUGCCUUCUCUCCUCCAUAUACCACCAGAAGAAAAUAGCUUUUGAUCAAACCAGUUUUGGAAGAGCUAUGGAGCUCAAGUCUUGCGUUACCACCUUUUUUUUAAUCUUCCUCCUUGCCCUGCCUUGUCUCUCAAGAGGGAGAUUGGAUGUGCCAAAUAUGGAUUCAGGGAUCUAUGACAUUGAUUAUAGAGGUCCAGAGACUCACUCUUUCAUUCCUCCACCAUAUGAAUCUGGUGGACAGCAUAAUAAUCAUCGGAAAAGUGUCGUGGCGCAUCGCAAAUCCAAAGGUCUGAGAGGUGAAAAUGCAGGAGGAAAGAUGAAGAACAUUCAUGGAUAAAGAAGUUUCUGUUAAUGGGUGUGUUUGUAUAAGUUCGGAAGGAGAAGGUAAAACAGUAAAAGUUGCUUUAUUUUCUGUUUAGAAAAGAUGGGUGUUUUUUCUUUAUUUUGAAAAUCAAGAGUUUGUGUAGUAAAGUGGAAAAGUACUGAUCAAUGAAUGAAGAGUCUUCUGUUGUGUGUGUUUUGUAGAUCUGUUAAAUGCAUAAGAGGAUGGUGGGACUUGUUUGCAGCUGUAAUUAUGAUGCAAUAAAUCAUGAUUUUUAAAAAAAAUUUCUUUUCUUG